UGGGCUGUCAAUAAUUCGGCCCAAGACCAAGUUGGCCCUUAACCAUCUCAGCCCGUCCAAAGUCCAAACCCUAAACACCUGAACCUUGAAACCCUAAAAUUGUUGUGUCAGAGAAUAGACAAAAGAAGAAGAGAGUAGGUGAUUUGGCUACUGAACUCUGUCGAUUAAUCGACACAAAUCACAAUACGACCAAGCUCGAUUGAAAAUCUGUAGUCUGAACCUGUUAGAUAAACGAUCAGAAGGGGUAGAAGAUUUGGCACACUCCAGGCCCCAAAGCGAGCCUGCGGGAAGAACUGAGGGGAGGACUGUGUACAAACUGAUUGCAGAGGCCUCAACAACUAUCAAAAUGUCUCGAAAAGGGUUAAUGGAACAAGAUUUGAGCAAGCUUGAUGUGACUAAACUGCAUCCACUCUCACCUGAAGUAAUUUCUCGUCAAGCUACAAUAAAUAUUGGCACCAUUGGGCAUGUGGCCCAUGGAAAGUCAACAGUCGUAAAAGCAAUAUCUGGUGUUCAGACUGUUCGUUUUAAAAAUGAGUUGGAGCGUAACAUUACAAUCAAGCUUGGAUAUGCUAAUGCAAAGAUAUAUAAAUGUGAAGAUGAAAAAUGCCCUCGGCCCAUGUGCUACAAGGCCUAUGGAAGUGGAAAAGAAGAUAAUCCUCUCUGUGAUGUGCCAGGCUUUGAAAAUGCACGGAUGAAAUUGUUGAGACAUGUUUCAUUUGUAGAUUGCCCGGGUCAUGAUAUUCUCAUGGCUACAAUGCUUAAUGGAGCGGCAAUUAUGGAUGGGGCAUUACUUUUGAUAGCUGCGAAUGAAAGCUGUCCCCAGCCUCAGACUUCUGAGCAUUUGGCUGCUGUGGAGAUUAUGCGCCUGCAACAUAUAAUUAUUCUACAAAAUAAAGUUGAUCUCAUUCAAGAAAAUGUUGCAAUCAACCAGCAUGAAGCAAUCCAGAAAUUUAUUCAGAAAACUGUUGCUGAUGGUGCACCAGUCAUUCCAAUUUCUGCUCAGUUAAAAUAUAAUAUUGAUGUUGUCUGUGAAUACAUUGUGAAAAAGAUCCCCAUCCCAGAGAGGAAUUUUGUCUCACCACCAAAUAUGAUAGUAAUCCGAUCUUUUGAUGUGAAUAAGCCUGGGUCUGAGGUUGAUGAGAUAAAGGGUGGAGUUGCUGGUGGAAGCAUUCUUAGGGGUGUUUUGAAGGUGAAUCAGUUCAUUGAAGUUCGCCCUGGAAUUGUUGUAAAAGAUGAGAGUGGUAACAUCAGGUGUACUCCAAUAUAUUCAAGAAUAGUUUCAUUAUACGCCGAGCAAAAUGAAUUGCAGUUUGCCGUGCCCGGGGGGCUUAUUGGGGUUGGUACCACCAUGGAUCCUACUUUGACACGUGCUGACAGGCUGGUGGGUCAGGUUCUUGGGGAGGUUGGAUCACUCCCCGAUGUUUUUGUGGAACUUGAGGUCAACUUCUUCCUGCUCCGCCGUCUUCUAGGAGUUAGAACAAAGGGAACAGAGAGGCAGGGCAAAGUAUCAAAGCUAGCCAAGGGAGAGAUUCUGAUGCUGAACAUAGGGUCCAUGUCAACAGGGGCACGUGUAGUUGCUGUUAAGAAUGACUUGGCUAAGCUACAGCUGACCUCUCCAGUGUGCACCAGCAAGGGUGAGAAGGUCGCACUCAGCCGGCGAGUUGAGAAGCACUGGCGACUCAUUGGGUGGGGCCAGAUUCAAGCAGGGACUACACUCGACGUUCCACCAUCCCCCAUCUGAGUAAACCCCACAAACACAAAGGAAAAACCAAGAAAGUCGGAACUCAGCAAGGUAUAGUAGAGAGUCUUGGGAAGAUGUGGGAGGGUAGGGAGCUACUGGGAACAAUUUUUGUUAGGUGGAGAAGAAAACAUGGUUGGUUCUUGUUCAGAUUCGUUUGUCAUAUUGUUGUUUGACCAAACGAGUAAAUUUUGGAGUUGUUUGGCUUCAUCUAUGCAAAUUCAUUUUCCUUGUGCAAACAUAUAGCAUUUGGGAAUGGCCUGUUUGGAUUCCCAUAUGGGUUGCUUGAUUGGAACUUGGAAGGGAGUCUAUCCUUCGUAAGGCAA
Molecule: messenger RNA, 2064 nt
Organism: Nelumbo nucifera (sacred lotus)
Lineage: Eukaryota; Viridiplantae; Streptophyta; Magnoliopsida; Proteales; Nelumbonaceae
Product: eukaryotic translation initiation factor 2 subunit gamma-like
Biological process (GO): formation of translation preinitiation complex
Cellular component (GO): cytosol; eukaryotic translation initiation factor 2 complex
Molecular function (GO): GTP binding; GTPase activity; translation initiation factor activity
Source: RefSeq, a predicted model, not a curated record